AUGCGAUACUUUCUGAGGUUCAUUGAGCUUGAGGAAGCCUUUGAUAAGCAUGGUUUCGAGAAGAAGGUGAAGAUCCGUCUUGCCAACCCUGGGCGCCCAGUGUCAGCAACCUGGUCACGCAAGGACGGUACUACCGGUACCAUCAGCUUUGACUACAUCGUUGACGCUAGUGGACGCAACGGUAUAAUCUCCACCAAGUACCUCAAGAACAGGAGGCUUAACGAAGCCCUGAAGAACAUCGCCAACUGGACUUAUUGGAAGGGUGCGAAGCGUUUCAGCCCUGGAGAGAAGAACGAAAACUCACCAUUCUUCGAGGCCUUGUCAGAUGGCAGUGGCUGGAAGAAGGAGACUGGGCUCAGUGGUGCUGAGUUUUACAAAGAGUACUUGAAGAUGGCGCCGCAGAUAUACGACAUGGUUCAAGGCGCAGAGAUGACAUCUGAUAUCAAGCAGGCCAGUGACUGGUCUUACAGUGCUGGUGCUUAUGCCGGUCCUCACUUCAGACUGGCAGGCGAUGCAGGCUGCUUCAUUGACCCUUACUUCUCGUCUGGUGUGCAUCUUGCCCUUACUUCCGGACUCUCAGCAGCUGCUACGAUCCAGGCUUCUAUUAAGGGCCAAUGCAAUGUGGAGAACAAGUCGAUCCAGAAGAAAGCCGCGGAGGGUGUUGAGUUUGCCCUCGAGACCAUGAAAGCGGAUAAGAAGACGAGCGAACAGGCGAUCCUCGAAAAGGUCCAGGGGGCACGAGAUCGUGUCGAGGAGAUGGAGAAGCUCAACGAGGAGGAGCUCGCCACCCUCGGCGCCAUGGUGCAACGCAAUCUGAAAAUGACGGCUAACGCACAGAGUCUCAAUGCCAUCGCCAAUGAUGUCAUUGACGGCCUCUCAAUUGAUCUGGUGCGCGGGAACUUGGGUCUGGUGAAGAGGACUAGCGAAGAGGCGACUGUGACAGGCAAGGCCUCCCUCAUGACUUCCGAGCAGAUGGACGCUUUGGAGCUCAACCGCACAAUUACUGUGGACGCGUCCUAG
Molecule: messenger RNA, 1020 nt
Organism: Diaporthe batatas
Lineage: Eukaryota; Fungi; Ascomycota; Sordariomycetes; Diaporthales; Diaporthaceae
Exons: 4
Coding region: 1-1020 (339 amino acids)
Molecular function (GO): monooxygenase activity
Source: RefSeq, a predicted model, not a curated record